AUGGUGAUCAUAAACAUACAAUUUCUUUGCUUCCUAAUGCCGACUAAACGCUUGCAAAAUUCUGCUAUUCUGAACACGAACAAAAUCCAAGAUAAACUGAACAUGACUGCCGUAACUUACGUGAUCGAACCGAUCGAGGGUCGUGCUGCGAUUCAGAAAAACUUCAUCAAACUGCCUGAACGAGCUCAGAACUAUUCGAAUCGUCACGUUACGCUCAAUGAACGAUUCUCAAUCAUCGAACGCGGUUACUGCCUAAAGCCGGUGAAACUACAGAAAAGAAGCGAUAAUAAACAAGUUAGUUUCAUCUCCUUGGAUAGCGUAUCCCCAGAAGAACGUAUUGCCAACGGUAUUGCGAUGUUGGAAAAGAAACGAAUUGAAAGACAGCGUGUAACGUCAGAGGCUGCUCAACAUCCACAACACAACGAUGGAAGCGAACAGUUCUAA
This is a messenger RNA of Angiostrongylus costaricensis, 444 nucleotides long. The record is from the annotation of a GenBank genome assembly. Lineage: Eukaryota; Metazoa; Nematoda; Chromadorea; Rhabditida; Metastrongylidae.